Messenger RNA from Caenorhabditis elegans, 468 nucleotides. RefSeq names its product V-SNARE coiled-coil homology domain-containing protein (gene snb-6). The coding region runs from base 78 to 386 and encodes 102 amino acids. Gene Ontology annotation, biological process: vesicle-mediated transport. Gene Ontology annotation, cellular component: membrane. The record is from RefSeq and is marked reviewed. The transcript is spliced from 4 exons. Lineage: Eukaryota; Metazoa; Nematoda; Chromadorea; Rhabditida; Rhabditidae.
CAUUCCAACAAAAAUGAAUUAAUUUCAAAAAGUAUCAAUACAUUUUAUUUGCUGAAACAGCAGACGCUAAUUACUUCAUGAUUCAUCAACAACUACCAGUGAGUCGUAUUGGUUGGGACGAUCAAAAGAUUAUGAGAACAAGACAGGAAUUGAAUUCGGUGAAAAUCAUCAUGAAGGAGAACGUGCAAAAAAUUAUGGAGAGACAGGGAAAACUUGACGAUCUCGUUGAAAGAGCUCAAAAACUCGAGGAAGCUUCAGAUGUUUACGUCAAGUGUGCUGUCAAGAUCAAGCGUGAGAUGAGCUGGAAAGCCAAUGCUAUUCGUAAUGGUAUCAUCGCCGUAUCAAGUGUGUCUGCUUUUGCCGGAAUCGCAUACGCAUUUCUCUGAAUGUUCAAUUUCAUAUAUCAAUAUGAUUUAUUGAUUUAACAGCCUCUAUGUAUUGAAUAAAGUUUUGAAUUUAGAAAAAAAA